AUGCCUGCUUCCAAAGGGAGUGCGUCCGAUCAUGUGGAGUACACGCCUGGCAAAGAUGUGGACACAAAUGAUCUGGCUGGUCGGAUGCCAGCAUGCUUGGUGACUUUGUCUUCAGAGGAAAGGGAAGAAAUGGAAAAGAAACUUGUUCGCAAGAUUGAUCUCAGACUUCUCAUCAUGAUGGUGGUGAUGUACAUUCUGAACUAUCUAGACCGCAAUAACAUUGCAUCGGCGAAAUUAGCAGGCCUAGAAGAUGAUCUGAAUCUCAAGGGCGAGCAGUACCAGACUGCAGUUAGCGUCCUCUUUGUUGGGUAUCUUCUGAUGCAAGUCCCGUCGAAUAUGAUCCUUAACAAAUUUGGCAAGCCAUCUGUCUAUCUUCCGAGCUGUAUGAUGGCAUGGGGUAUUGUAUCUACCUGUACCGCGGCUACUCAAAGCUAUGGCGGGCUUUUGGCCUGCCGAUUUAUCCUUGGAUUCGUUGAAGCUGCCUAUUUCCCCGGAUGUUUGUACCUGCUCUCGGCAUGGUAUACACGGAAAGAGCUUGUCAAACGAACGGCCUUGCUAUACUCUGGCUCGUUGAUUUCCGGCGCUUUCUCGGGACUUAUCGCCGCGGGUAUCACACAUGGGCUGAGUGGAGCCCGAGGUAUUUCAGCGUGGAGAUGGCUGUUCAUUAUUGAAGGGGCUAUAACAGCUCUCGCAACUUGGCGGCUAGAGGAGGAUAUCGGCGAAGAGGAUUGGGUUGACAGCGAACAUCAGUCAAUGUUCCAUGGUGCCAAGCUUGCUUUCAAGGACUAUAAGGUUUGGCUUCUGCUCGGUACAAUCUAUGGUUGUACUGCCUCGGGUGCUGUGACAACAUUCUUUCCCAUUGUGAUGGCUGGCUUGGGCAAAGAUAGCGUGACAACUUUACUGCUCACCACUCCCCCAUAUUUGAUUGGUACAAUCAUAGUGCUUAUUGCCGCAUGGCACGCUGACAAAACUGGCGAGCGGUAUCUGCACAUUGCUCUUCCACCAAUUCUUGCAAUCGCAUGUUUCAUUUUGGCCGUGACGACCAGCUCUUUUGCUCCCCGCUAUGUUGCUAUGUGUAUCAUGAUCGGAGCAAUCUACUCGGCCUAUGUCGUAGCUCUCGGGUACAUCUCAAACAUCCUCCCCCGGCCUGCCACCAAGCGUGCUGCUGCACUAGCUCUGAUCAACUGCUUGAGCAAUGUCUGCCAGGUUUAUACGCCUUACCUUUAUCCGAACUCUGCGGGUCCGCAAUACAGAACCGCAUUUUGUUAUAAUAUUGGAAUGUCUGCCAUGACUAUCUGUUUUGCUACAGUCUUGCGCAUCGUACUCGGUCAUUUGAACAAGCAGCUUGAUCAAGAGGAGGGUACCAACAUCCCACGCCCUGAUAUUGAACAGGAAGAGAAUGAAGAGAACGGACUCCCUGGAAGAGUCGUUACCCAAGGAUUUAGAUUCAUGCUUUGA
Messenger RNA from Penicillium nucicola, 1458 nucleotides. Its product is annotated as MFS general substrate transporter. Gene Ontology annotation, cellular component: membrane. Bases 1 to 1458 code for a protein of 485 amino acids. NCBI's taxonomy places the organism in Eukaryota, Fungi, Ascomycota, Eurotiomycetes, Eurotiales, Aspergillaceae. Gene Ontology annotation, biological process: transmembrane transport. The transcript is spliced from 10 exons. Gene Ontology annotation, molecular function: transmembrane transporter activity. The record is from RefSeq and is a predicted model, not a curated record.